CCCCUCCCGGCCGCCAUGUUGGCUGGUGUGUGGGUGUCAAACGGAGCUGGACGCGGCGGCGGCUGCGGCGGCGGCUCCGCAGGCUCCGGUCGCUCCCGCCUCCUCAGCGCUGGCGGCGGCCGCAGCCGCGCACCCGGGCGGGCUCGGAGGAGCGGAGGUCAUGGCUUCUGGCUUCUCGGACCUGAGGCUCCAGCGGAGGACAUGACUCUUAGGGAUCCUACUCCACAUCUGUUGCGGAGACUGAACCUUCGCAGGGCACGAACUCGCCCAGGACAGGAGAAUCUCUCUCUCUGAAGGGCUCUACGAUUGUCGCCAAGAAAAGUAACAAUGGCGACUUCGUCUAUCAGACGGCAAAUGAAAAACAUCGUGAACAAUUACUCGGAAGCGGAAAUAAAGGUCCGGGAAGCCACCUCCAAUGACCCGUGGGGCCCGUCCAGCUCCCUGAUGACGGAGAUCGCGGACCUGACCUACAACGUGGUGGCCUUCUCCGAGAUCAUGAGCAUGGUGUGGAAGCGGCUCAACGACCACGGCAAGAACUGGCGGCACGUGUACAAGGCGCUGACGCUGCUGGACUACCUCAUCAAGACGGGCUCCGAGCGGGUGGCCCAGCAGUGCCGUGAGAACAUCUUCGCCAUCCAGACCCUGAAGGACUUCCAGUACGUGGACCGCGAUGGCAAGGACCAGGGCAUCAACGUGCGCGAGAAGUCAAAGCAGCUGGUGGCCCUGCUCAAGGACGAGGAGCGGCUGAAGGCCGAGAGGGCCCAGGCUCUCAAAACCAAAGAGCGCAUGGCCCAGGUCGCCACCGGCAUGGGGAGCAACCAGAUCACCUUCGGCCGCGGCUCCAGCCAGCCCAACCUCUCCACCAGCUACUCGGAGCAGGAGUACGGCAAGGCCGGGGGCUCACCCGCCUCCUACCAUGGCUCGCCCGAGGCCUCGCUGUGCCCCCAGCACCGCGCAGGGGCCCCGCUGGGUCAGAGCGAGGAGCUGCAGCCGCUGAGCCAGCGCCACCCCUUCCUGCCGCACCUGGGGCUGGCCUCCCGCCCAAAUGGCGACUGGUCCCAGCCCUGCCUCACUUGUGACCGCGCAGCCCGAGCCACCUCCCCGAGGGUGUCCUCUGAGCUGGAGCAGGCCCGGCCCCAGACAAGUGGAGAAGAAGAGCUGCAGCUACAGCUGGCACUUGCCAUGAGCAGAGAGGUAGCGGAGCAGGAAGAGCGCCUCCGGAGGGGUGAUGACCUCAGAUUACAGAUGGCCCUAGAAGAGAGCCGAAGAGACACGGUUAAAGUUCCAAAAAAGAAAGAGCAUGGCUCCCACCCACAGCAGACCACUCUGUUGGAUUUAAUGGACGCCCUCCCCAGCUCGGGCCCUGCUGCCCAGAAAGCAGAGCCUUGGGGCCGGUCAGCCUCAGCCAACCAGACGAACCCCUGGGGCGGGCCGGCAGCCCCAGCCAGCUCUUCAGACCCCUGGCCAUCGUUCGGUGCCAAGCCAGCUGCCCCCGUCGACCCGUGGGGAGUGCCCACCGGAGCCAGCAUACCCUCCGUCUCCAAGGGCUCGGACCCCUGGGCAGCCCCACAGCAGCAGGCCCCCAGUGCUGGGAAAACGGCCGACGCCUGGGCCGCAGCCUCGGCCACCAAGCCUGUUUCGGCCACUGGGGCCUUUGAUCUCUUCAGUAAUUUGAAUGGUACAAUUAAAGAUGACUUUUCUGAAUUUGACAACCUCCGAACUUCAAAAAAAACAGCUGAGGCGGUGGCCUCUCCACCGUCCCAAAACAACGGAACUACAAGCCCCGACCCCUUUGAGUCUCAGCCCCUGACCGCCGCCUCGAGCAAGCCCAGCAGCUCCCGGAAAACCCCCGAGUCCUUCCUGGGCCCCAACGCGGCCCUGGUGAACCUGGACUCGCUGGUGACCAGGCCAGCCCCGCCGGCCCAGUCCCUCAACCCGUUCCUGGCACCAGGUGCAGCCGCAGCCUCGGCCCCUGUCAACCCCUUCCAGGUGAACCAGCCCCAGCCGCUGACGCUGAACCAGCUGCGGGGGAGCCCAGUCCUGGGGACCAGCACGUCCUUUGGGCCGAGCCCGGGGGCGGAGCCCAUGGCUGUGGCCUCCAUGACCUCCACAGCCCCGCACCCAGCUCUGGGGGGCAGCGGUUCCUCCCUGACGCCACUGGGCCCCACCACGAUGAACAUGGGGGGCAGUGUGGGCAUCCCCCCGUCGGCAGCUCAGGCCGCCGGCACAACCAACCCUUUCCUCCUCUAGUGCCCGGGCCUGGGACCCACCACAGAGCGAAUGCCCAGAGCACCUGUGCCUGAGGACGCCCAGCAGGGACUCGAUUGCAGAAGGGGGGGGUGGGUGUUAGGGCUUUCCACUUCUGGCUUCCUGAUAAAAGGGUUGCCUCUACGGCCCCGAUCCUCAGACUCGAGCGGCGGCCGGCCUGCUAGACGUCAGACCCCGCGCGCGGGUCUCCGCGCCUUCUGAGGCCGCCGCUCGCCCGUCCCUGGCCUGUAGCCCGACCCUGCCCGGUCGCCUCCCCGCGUCCCCCCCACCCCCCACCCCGAGCGUGAGGUCCUGGCUCCUGUGGAGAUUGGCCAGCUCUCUGGGGCCUUGGACGAGGGGGCGGGAGUUGUCCGUGGCGCCCUUGCCCUGAACCUCAGCCCGAGGGCCUCUGGGACGCUGCCUGGCCCGGGCCUUGGGACAGCCACCGUGUCUUUGCCCCUGACCUCCAGCCCUAGCAGGACCCAGGCAGUCCCAGGUGUGGACGGAAUGAAGCACCAGCUCCAUGAGACGCUCACCUUUUGGGGACGUGGUUGUGCAUAUUUUAUUUUCCUUUGACUCGUGUGUGAGUUCAAAGUAACCACCACCACCGUGGAACAACUCGAAUUAAAUCCACUAGAGCAAGCUUUAAACUAAUCUGAGCAUAACCCCGCCACGUGGCUCUAUGCUUGUAUACGUUUGCACAUAUUUUGUUUAGUACAGUUUCAUAUUUGAGUUUGCAGAAUUAUCUAAUAGUCUUUUUUUGGCUAAUAUUUUUAUAACGUGGUUCUUAUUUAACUGUCUAGUUUUGAUAGAAUUUACCAGGUCUGGCUCAAUUAAGAUAUUGGCACGUGUCAUGUUAGUGGUUUAAAUGCUCUUAUUUAUGGUUUUAACUCUAAGAAAAUUUAAAUAGGAAGAGACAAAAAAAAAAAAUGCCUUAUGGAAAAACUAAAGCAGAUUCUUUAUAGGGAAAAAUAUGGGAAUUUGAUUACACAUAAAAGAUGAUGUUUAUUUAAAAAAACAAAACCUACAACAGCAACAACGACAACAUCCCAGCCUCCAGUUGCCUUUUCCUUUCUUUCACUCCCUUUUUUUGGUGACUGCCCAAACUGAUUGAUGUGUAGCCUUUUGGGCUAGAUCCUGAGAGAGGCUAUUUUUCUUACCAAUACACCACCGUCAAGAAAGUUAAAGAAAAAAAAAAAAAAAUCCAAUGUAUGAAUGUGACUCACCAGUUUGUAUCGGCUAAUUCCCUUUUGUAACUGAAGGCACGCGCAGAUCGACAAGGACUUCCGUUUGCAGUGGAAAUCUGAAACGGAAGAGGCGUCUUGAACCUUGUGUCUGUGAUCUCCUCUGUCUUAAUCCGCACUCAGGGUGAAGAUGGGGACGGCGUGGAGACGGCGGGUGUCUGGGGGUGCCCAUGGCUCCCUGGGGACAGCCUCCGGGCCCAGAGGGGUGAGGGACCAGGGCUGGCCCUGACCCACCCGGCUGCAAACUCCAGACACACACACUGCAGACUUAAAAAUAAUCAUCUCUUAUUUUGGAGAGGAGGGGGAAAAAAAAGUCCUUCUCACACAAUAGAUUUUUAACAAACGUGCACUAAUCUCACCCCGCCCCCAACUCCUGCUUCCCCCCGCCCCCCACCACUGUAAGAAAAGUAUGAAGUCAUGAAAUAAAGACCAGAAAGGAUGCGCUUCUCCCCAGGGAAGGGACCCCACCCCCCAAUCCCGCGUCUGGUCAGCCUGCCUGGCGGGCGUUCCGGUCUUCCUUUCCGCCCUGGACUUUUCGACCCCGACCCCGAGGGCAGCGGACCCCGCCCCCCGCCAUCCUCCGCCCCCUCGCUGGUUCCAGGAGGAGAUGUGACCCUGAGCACCGCCCUGAGAGCCGUAAGAUGCCCGGUGGCGAGCGGGCGGAGUCAGAAUUGCCUUCUCAGGCCACUCCUGUUUGCUAUUUUUACAAGCUCACCGUGCUGCUCCGAGAGGCCGUCCUCCGGCCCCAGGAGCCACCGCCAGAGCUCCUAACCGGCCACACCUCGGCCAGAGCCGGAGGCCUGGGGCUGGACCACGGGCCCCGGCGGCGUCUGGCCUCUUCCGACCUGGGGGAGGGGCCUCAGCAGGCCGCUUCCCCAGGGAGGUGCUUUCACUCGUAUGGUGCGAGCCCGGACCCCGUCACAGGCCAGCAGACCAAACCUGACUACUUGGCCAGUGAUUCUCGGUCACAGUCAAGACCCCUUCCUGACGUGACUUUGAGGCCCCAACAUGGUAGCCACUGGGCCACCAAGGCCCCAGGAGACCCCCGUCCCUCCCCGCCUCCCGGCCCAGGCCCGUCCCAGGCGCCUCGUCCCUGUUGCCUGCUGCACUGAUCAUGAAGCCACCGGCCGCUGCCACACGUGUAACACACAUGCCAUCACGCCCCCUCCUGAUGGGCACCGUGGUAGGGGUGUCACCCAGCCCUUUUCUCAGUCCCAGGGGCCGGUGGCUGGUUUUGAACUUGUGUUGACUAUUGAUACUUAUUUACUGUACAAAUAUAAUUUAUCAUUUGUAUCAUGA
This is a messenger RNA of Leopardus geoffroyi (Geoffroy's cat), 4790 nucleotides long. RefSeq names its product epsin 2 (gene EPN2). Gene Ontology annotation, cellular component: plasma membrane; clathrin vesicle coat; endosome. Gene Ontology annotation, biological process: endocytosis. The record is from RefSeq and is a predicted model, not a curated record. The transcript has 10 exons. NCBI's taxonomy places the organism in Eukaryota, Metazoa, Chordata, Mammalia, Carnivora, Felidae. Bases 328 to 2250 code for a protein of 640 amino acids. Gene Ontology annotation, molecular function: phospholipid binding; clathrin binding.